AUGAAAAAACCAGCUAACGUGGACGUUGACCAUGCUCUGUGUACAUGGUUUUUACAGGCACGAACUAGUGGAAUACCAGUUACCGUGUCACUUCUACAGAGCAAGGCACUGGCGCUGAACGAAGAAUUGGGUGGCAGUCGAAAUUUCAAGGCCAGUAACGGCUGGUUCUGGCGAUGGAGGCACCGAAAAGGGAUUCGUAGGUUGACAAUAGCUGGCGAAAAAUUGUCGGCGAAUACCGAAGCCGCAGAUAACUUCAAAGUUGAAUUUUCGAACACAAUAAAGAACGAAAAACUUAUACGAGCGCAAAUUUUCAACUUUGACGAAACUGGGCUGUGGUAUAAAACAAUGCCUAACAAAAUUAUGGCUGCAAGGGAAGAGACUCAAGCUCCGGGCUUUAAGAAUUCAAAAGACCGCGUUACGAUUGGUGCAUGCUGCAACGCUGAUGGCUCUUUCAAGUUACCGCUCGUAGUAGUCGGUAAAUCUGCUCGACCGCGAGCUUUCAAAAACAUUUCUCCAAAAAAUCUCCCAGUUUCAUAUAAGCACCAGAAUAGUGCUUGGAUGGAUUCCUCUAUUUUUACGGAUUGGUUUACAAACGAAGCGCAUCCAUCUAUCAAAGUAGAUGAUAUCAACACGAUAUUCCUGCCGCCAAAUGUAACCUCACUCAUCCAGCCACUCGACCAAAGGAUCUUGGAAGCCAUGAAGAGGCGAUACAAAAUUCGGCUCGUUUCGUCGAUUUUGGAUGAACAGGAGCAAAACAACACUCCCGUUGAAGUCCGUCUAAAAAAAAUUACGAUAAAAGAUGUUGUCGAAUGGAUCGACGAUUCCUGGAGGCAGAUAAGCCCAACUACCAUCUACAAAUGUUGA
Molecule: messenger RNA, 864 nt
Organism: Diprion similis
Lineage: Eukaryota; Metazoa; Arthropoda; Insecta; Hymenoptera; Diprionidae
Product: jerky protein homolog-like
Exons: 2
Coding region: 1-864 (287 amino acids)
Cellular component (GO): nucleus
Molecular function (GO): DNA binding
Source: RefSeq, a predicted model, not a curated record